Besnoitia besnoiti is the source of this 1116-nucleotide messenger RNA. RefSeq names its product SAG-related sequence. The record is from RefSeq and is a predicted model, not a curated record. NCBI's taxonomy places the organism in Eukaryota, Apicomplexa, Conoidasida, Eucoccidiorida, Sarcocystidae. The transcript has a single exon. Gene Ontology annotation, cellular component: membrane. The coding region runs from base 1 to 1116 and encodes 371 amino acids.
AUGCUUGGUCCAACGGUGCUCUGCUCUUCCGCUCAGGCGUUCUCCCGAGCCAUGGAAGAAAGAGCAGAAGGGAAAAAGCGGCUGCGUUCGAGCCUGGGGCCAUCUGUUCUGAAGAUUAUUGCCAUCAUAGUCAUAUUUUCUGGUUUUCCAUCGUUGCCCUGCGUAGGGGCGAAGGAGGACGCGCCCGUGUCUCUCGCCUGCAGCGCGAGUGGCUCCGAGACCACGUGCACCUGCUCCACACAGGUAAACACGGACGGCGAGAGCAACAGGUCGGCUAUUCUGUCAAAAGAGACAAAUAUCCUUAGCGUCAACUGUGAUGAGACUCUUCAGUUUUUCCCCACGGGGGAAAAUGGCACGACGGUCUGUCCAGCAGGGGUUACCGCCCAGAACCAGUGCAACCUUAGCGUUCCCGAGCUUCUCUCCGAAAAAAGCGACGUCAAGUGGGAAGACUGCGACAUAAAAGCCAAGGGCAAGAAUCCGUGCAAGCGUCUGACGAUUCCUGAAGUCACCCUCCCGUUCGUCGACCAAAAAUUUGCCGUGGGAUGUACCGCCAACCCAGCAGACAGCUCAAAAAUAUGCGAAGUCCCUGUGACAAUCCAGGCCAGAGCUACCGAGACAAACGGUCAGACUGUCACCUGUGCCUAUGGCGCCGACAGCAACGAAAUCCGUCAAGCCGUCACGCUCAACCCAUCCAAGAACAGCUUCACUCUGGUCUGUGGAGACAAGGGAACCGUGUUGCCGACGAACUACGAUACUAAGUUUUGCUCAUCGGAUCCAGAGAAGGCGAAGGAGACUUGCGAUGGAGACUACGAGUCGAUUCUGCCGGGAUUCGAGAACAGCUGGUGGAAAAAGAAUAUAUUUGCCAACUCGUUCACUCUGUCGAUUCCGGUGGAGAAGUUCCCGACGGAGCAGGCGAAGAUGGUCGUCGCGUGCCAGCAAACGACACCGAAACCCAGCAGCAAGAUAGCCAAAGAUGAGAUAGCAACGUCCAGUGUGUGUAGAGUCGACGUCUCUAUCGAGGCCGGUGGCGCUGCCUCCUUGUCACUAGGCUCGUGGUACUUCUCUUCUUGGCUUCUGGCAUUCGCCGUCACUCUCCUGGUAGCCCGCUUCAUGUGA